This is a messenger RNA of Fragaria vesca subsp. vesca, 3148 nucleotides long. RefSeq lists its product as uncharacterized. Gene Ontology annotation, biological process: regulation of growth. The coding region runs from base 377 to 2740 and encodes 787 amino acids. The record is from RefSeq and is a predicted model, not a curated record. The transcript has 13 exons. Lineage: Eukaryota; Viridiplantae; Streptophyta; Magnoliopsida; Rosales; Rosaceae.
CCCAGAAAAAAAAAAAAAAGAAGGAGGAGGAGAGAUCUGCCAGCCAGAAAAACCAGAGAGCCAAUUUCACAGCGCCAUCUCUCUCUCCUUCUCUACGAUCAGAUCGGAGCCUCCGCCCGCAUCAAAAUAAAUUAGGGUCGUUUUGUUUCUGUCUAGCUUCUCAUAUCUCCUCGCAAGAUUUCUAUUUUUCUUAUUUUUUUNUUUUUUUUUUUUUGCAUUUGAAUUCCGAAUUUACCAUUGAUCGAAUUUGAAUCGAGCAUUGGGGCAUUACUUCUCGAUUCCUUGAUUCAGAUAUUGCUUAGGGUUUUGGUUCGGUAGGGGUUUGUGGAAUUAUAUAUGAACGAAGUUGUUUGAUAUUUGUUUUUGGGGGAAUUGAAUGGCUUCGGCUCAGGUGUUGUCCAAUUCGACGAAGAAGCAGGAGCAUUUGGAAGCUGGAAAGCGCCGGCUGGAGGAGUUCCGUAAGAAAAAGACAGCAGAAAGAGCUAAGAAGGCUUCAUCUUCUAGCCAAGUCAAUGGCUCUGAAGUCAGCUCAAAUGAGAAACAACCUGUAGAAACUGUAAGAGUUACAGUGUCUGACGGAGCUGGUACAUCUGAUGGGCCUGGUGGUGGUUAUACUGAAGCUUCUUCUGUAAUAUCGAGCAACGGUGACAUUGCCAUUGAUUUUUCCCAAAAAAAGGAACAUGCUUCUUCAAAUAAUGCACACAGUAGUCCUUCAGUAAAUGAUUAUAAUGGAUUUUCUGCAAAUCAAGAAUAUAAGAGAUAUGGUGUCUCAGGUUUUUCUCGACCCUCAGAUGUUGGUGAUAACUAUGAUAUAAAAGAGAUGAGUAAUGAUGUUGAAAAAGAUACUGGUACCUUAGGUAUUUCACCAUAUGGACCCACAUCUAACCAUCCAAUUGCUCUACGUCCACAAGCAAGUCAAGAGUUUGAAAGCAACACAAGACAAUUCAGCUUUUAUGGGAAUCAGUCUGAACAAAAACUUUCAUCUAGUGAUUCUGUUGGUGCGGGUUUGGGUACUUCUCAACAAUCUGUUGCAAAAAUCUCACCUCAGAACUCUGUCAGCACAUUUCUUCAAAGUGAAGCCAGUAAUUUCAGCACAAUGGCUGGUGGCCCUCCUUCAUCAUCUUCACUUAAUCAAGACUCGAUUGAACCUAGUACCAGUGCAAGAGGGUAUGCUCAAGAAGUUGGGAAAAGCAUACGUGGUGGUACUGCAGACUUCAGUGAUCCAGUUACUUUCAGAUUUGGAGAAGGAAGACUAAGUAGCUCUGCAAGUGGUAUGUCUAGCUUGCAGAGUGCACAAGUGCAAACAUAUGAAUCCACUGGCUAUGGAUAUGAUGCUAGAAGUUCGUCCAAUUAUGUACAGCCAGAGUCAGUUACACCUGAUUCUAGUUCUAGGAGAUCUCGCCCAUCAUUCCUCGAUACUCUUAAUGUUUCCAGAGCUUCUUCCGGGAGUCCUUUUCAACAAGCUCAACCUGAGGAGUCAUAUUUCUCCAACAGUUCUAAAUCAAAUGGCAUGAGCUUCCUGGGAUCAUUGCCUUUCCAUAAGCCAUCUAUGGACGAUGGACCCGCUGCACCUCAUUCAUUCGAGCAUUCCAAUAAGUCUUCACUGUUUUCUAGUGCUGGGGUGGACCAGCAGAGGCCAAUAGUUGAGAGUAACUUGGACAGAAAACAUGAGUUUUAUUCAUCGAAGCAAAAUGACGAUUUUGCAGCUUUGGAACAGCACAUUGAAGACUUGACACAAGAAAAGUUUUCUUUGCAACGAGCACUUGAGGCUUCACGUUCUUUAGCUGAGUCAUUGGCUUCUGAAAAUUCUUCUUUGACAGAGACUUAUAACCAACAGAGAAGUGUUGUUGACCAACUAAAGUCUGACUUGGAAACGUUACAAGAGGAGAUCAAGGCCCACAUGGUGGAACUUGAGGCCGUCAGAAAUGAAUAUGCAAAUGCCCAGCUAGAAUGUAAUGCAGCCGAUGAACGUUCCAAGUUAUUGGCUUCUGAAGUUAUUGGUUUGGAGGAGAAGGCACUCAGACUAAGGUCAAGUGAGCUAAAGCUGGAGAGGCAGUUGGAGAACUCACAAGCCGAAAUAUCUUCAUACAAAAAAAGAUUGUCUAGCCUUGAAAAAGACCGUUCGGAUUUGCAGUCAACUAUCAGUGCUCUUCAAGAAGAGAAGAAGCUGUUGCAGUCUAUGCUACGGAAAGCGUCCACUGAUGAAAAGAAAGCUGAUGUUAGCAAGAGUACUACUAAAAAGAAAGAUGUGUUUACUUCUACAGAAGAUCUAGCAAAUGAGGUCAGUCCCGAGACUGUAGACCAGGAUAUGCGUGAUACCUCCAGCUUUUCGAUGCUCCCUGAAAAUGGACAGUCAAGUUUUGAGGUUUCAUCUGUAAAUAUACCUCCUGAUCAGAUGCGAACAAUUGACAACAUCAAUACACUAGUUUCUGAGCUAGCAUUAGAGAAAGAAGAGUUGAUACAAUCUUUGGCAUCUGAGACAUCUCAAUGCUCCAAGUUGAAGGAACUGAAUAAUGAAUUGUCCCGGAAACUUGAAGCUCAAACUCAGAGAUUAGAGCUUUUGACUGCCCAAAGUAUGGCUAAUGAGAGUACUCCAAUCAGGCAACCUUUAUCACACGAUGUGCCUGACAGUACUCCAUAUGCAGAUGAAGGGGAUGAGGUAGUGGAAAGAGUCCUGGGAUGGAUUAUGAAACUUUUUCCCGGCGGGCCAUCAAGACGAAGAACCAGUAAGCUUCUGUGACAUGGAAGUCGGUAAAGCUCGUUAGUCCCUAUGAUAAGCUCUGGUUUUGUUUUCCUUCUCUCCCUUGAUGUAUCAGAGGUCGUAAUUUGUAUAUUUUGAGUCCAUUUAUAGCCAAUUCUUUUUUCUCUUUAAGUAGAAAUAUGUUCAUGAAUUGAGAGGCCUUCCCAUUGAUUGGUUAAAUUUUAUAUCCAUAUAAUAGCUAUCAUUUCCCUGAGACAUGACUGAAGUCCUCGUAUAAUUGUUUUUGAUUUAGAACUUCUGUAGAUUUAGGGGGCAAUUGGAUACCCAAAGAGAGGAUUAGAAGCAGUAUACAAAGGAGAGAUUGUAUUAUGUCUCAUUCUUUUUGUUACUUGAAGUGUUGUACUUGUUGUAUUUGUGAUUACAAGAAAUGAAACAACUGACUUGAUC